Messenger RNA from Achroia grisella, 1335 nucleotides. Its product is annotated as transmembrane protein 26. Bases 1 to 1245 code for a protein of 414 amino acids. The record is from RefSeq and is a predicted model, not a curated record. The transcript is spliced from 9 exons. Lineage: Eukaryota; Metazoa; Arthropoda; Insecta; Lepidoptera; Pyralidae.
AUGGCGAAUGUUACGAAAGUUUUGGCCACAAUAAAAGCGGUUAUUACAAGAUUAGUGUUCGCGUGCCAUGGCAUCAUAGCUAUAUGGCAGGUUACCGAGUUUAAGAACAGUAUUGAGUAUUGGUACUUGGCCUCUCCCAUUUUGCUUCUCAUUUUCGAAGGGCUCUUCACUUUGACCAUAAAGGAGAACCAGGAAUGGAAAUGGUUCUGUCCAUCAGUCUUCAUAUACCUGGGCCUGGUGGUGCCAGCGAUCUGGCUGCUGGAGCUACACAAGGUGGACAUCAGGCUCGCAAACAAGAACAACCUUCAGAAUACAUCCCUUGACAUUGACAUCGUAAUACCAGGUGCUACGAAGAUCCCCACCAACAUGUGGGUGACUCUCAUUGAGCAGUUCCUGAUGCUGACGCUCAUCGUGGGAAGAUGGUUACUCCCGAAAGGGGACCUCACCAGGGACCAGCUCAGUCAACUCCUUCUUGUUUAUAUUGGAACAGCGGCAGAUAUCAUCGAAUUCUUCGACUCGUUCAAGGAUGAGAAGGUCGCAACCGAGAAGGUUCUAGUACUCCUAACCCUGGCCAUUUGGUCGUGGUCCCUGAUGCAGUUCACAGUGGUACUCACCGCCACCAAGUCCAGGAAAUCCCGCGGAGCUGCUAAUAGGUCUGAAAUGAACAGUCGAGCAUGCUGUUGUUCUAUAGAGGUUUGUGCUAUAAUCAUGAAUAUAGCACUGCAGGACGCCCCGUUCCUGGCGUUCCGGCUACUUAUUAUAUGUCAUUACAAGAUUAUAAAUUAUAUGAACAUAUUCUUUACAUGUAAAAAUACAUUGGUAAUAUUAUUGCAAAUAUAUAGGCUAUAUGUACUACAUUUGGAGACGGUUGACGAGGGGAAUGGAGGUUCAGUGUACAGGAAAACCCACAAGCACAAGUCUAGCGAGAGAAAAGACAAGGACAGGAAACACGACAAAAAGAAACAUCAUAAAUCGAAGAAACACAAAAAGCAUGAUAUUGGGGAAACUUCAAUAGCAAUGAUCAGCGAUCCUCGAAGACACGACAAGGGUGAUGGCGGACGUAUCAGAGCUAUAAUCCUAACAAAUUCGGAUGAAAUAAGAGAAGUGGAACUGUCAACGCUUUUCAGAGAUCAGAUAUCAACAGAGAAUGAGAGGAAGAAAGGGACCAAAAAGAAGCAAAAGUCGGAAUCAUCAGAGGAAUCGUUGAACAAUAUUCAUCAUACCACAGACGAUUCUGGUAUUUGACAUCACCGGGUACGUAGGGAGAGCCCGAAACGAAGUCCCAAACAUAAAGACAAGCACGACAAGCGAAAAGACAAAAAGAGCAAGAGGAAA